Molecule: messenger RNA, 699 nt
Organism: Haemonchus placei
Lineage: Eukaryota; Metazoa; Nematoda; Chromadorea; Rhabditida; Trichostrongylidae
Source: the annotation of a GenBank genome assembly
AUGGGGAAGGGUUUCCAAAACUUUAUGUCCAAAAAGGACUUCCAUCCAAGCGCUUGGUGGAAUUUGAAGAGGGUCUGGGAAGUUCGUCAACAAAAAGCGAUUGAUGAUAAACGACAAGAGGAUCUUCGUGUUCAGUAUGAGAAAGAACAGGAAAUGCUCAACAACAAAGCUCUUCUGGGUGAUGAAAAGGCAAAAAUGGGCUUGUCCUUCAUGUAUGAUGCUCCAGCAGGAAUGACUAAAAGGGAAGAACCGAAGGAAGAGCCAAAAUUCGAGUGGCAACGCAAGUAUCAUGCACCUCGUGAAGAAUGGGCCAAGGAUAAUCAGGAUAUCCAGGAUCAGCCAUUCGGUAUUCAGGUACGCAACGUGCGUUGUUGCAAAUGCCACAAAUGGGGCCACUUGAACACUGACAAUGAGUGUCCCCUGUAUGGAAUGAGUGGGAAUUUUGAAGACGCUGGAUGUAAGUUUUCCAUAGGCCUAAUGUGUUGCUUCAGGAAACUUAUUGGUGGCCGCAGUGGAAAUGGAAAAGAAGAUAAGAAAAAGAAAAAGAAAGAGAAGAGGGAGAAGAAGAAAAAAAGCAAAGGGAAAAAGGAGAAGAAAAACCAUGAUGUUAAAAUGAUCAAAAAAGAAAUAGUCACUUCGGAAGGUAUGUUUGUUCAAUCAUAUUCAUUUAAUCUCUCAUCGCUUCAUCACUUAAGAUGA